Salvelinus namaycush (lake trout) is the source of this 3657-nucleotide messenger RNA. RefSeq names its product bromodomain-containing protein 3-like. Gene Ontology annotation, cellular component: chromatin; nucleus. The record is from RefSeq and is a predicted model, not a curated record. Lineage: Eukaryota; Metazoa; Chordata; Actinopteri; Salmoniformes; Salmonidae. Bases 319 to 2376 code for a protein of 685 amino acids. Gene Ontology annotation, biological process: chromatin remodeling; regulation of DNA-templated transcription. The transcript is spliced from 12 exons.
AUUGGAGAUAGUCUAAUGGCGCUACCACAGACGCUAUAAUGGCACAGAUAAAAAAAAUAUUUGUCCUCUAUCUAGCUCUAUGCUGAUAACUCAUCUAAUAUGCUAGCUACUUCGCUGAAAUAAAAGGUACCUGAAAACUGCAAGCGAACCACCACUGGAGCCAUUUGAGGAGAAAGUAAUAAAGGCACGGACACUCAGGUCAUGAGAUGGGAUGUGUGUACUGCUGGAGGAAUAAGGAGCUGAAAGAGGAGCAAAGUAUCCGUUGAAAACACUCAGACGUUUUGCAGAACUGGGAAGAAGUGUUCUCCUGUUGCCAGUAUGUCGGCUGUUCCUGCGGCCGUCCCGACGCUUGUUAAUCCUCCGCCACCAGAGUUCUUCAACCCCAACAAGCCUGGCAGGAAAACUAACCAACUACAGUACAUGCAGAAUGUUGUGGUGAAGACUCUAUGGAAACAUCAGUUUGCGUGGCCCUUUUAUACGCCUGUGGAUACCAUCAAAUUAUGUCUUGCUGACUAUCAUAAAGUUAUCAAGAGCCCAAUGGACAUGGGAACAAUAAAGAAGAGGCUAGAGAAUAACUACUAUUGGAGCGCCAGCGAGUGCAUGCAGGACUUCAACACAAUGUUUACCAACUGUUACAUCUACAACAAGCCUACAGAUGACAUUGUGCUGAUGGCCCAAGCUCUGGAGAAAAUCUUCUUACAGAAAGUGGCUCAAAUGCCUCAGGAGGAGGUGGAGCUGCUACCACCGGCCCCCAAAGUUAAAGCUGCCCACAAACCAGGAGGGCCUAUUAGUGCAGGCAGCCAAGCAGAGGCUGAGCCAACAGAUUCACCCCCAUCCACUUAUCCCAGCUCCCCUCCACCUGUGUGUCAGACUCCUGUCAUAGCAGCCACGCCAGUGCCAACCAUCAUCUCUGUUAUCCCUGUCCAAGCUGUGUCUCCCGCUGCCUCCAUAAUGGCUGUGGUUCCCACAGCACAGCCAGUCAUCAAAAAAAAGGGGGUGAAGCGGAAAGCAGACACAACAACUCCCACAACCUCAGCAAUCUCGGCCAGUAGAAGUGACUCCCCUACCCAGCUCCUGGAAUCCCAACAGGGGAAAGUCUCAUCCAGGCGGGAGAGCACGGUGCGACCCGUCAAGCCCCCCAAGAAGGGCACCGAGGACGGAGAGGUGCCACUGCUCGGUGGCAAGAAAGGCAAGCUCGGCGAGCAGCUCAAGCACUGCGACUUCAUCCUGAAGGAGAUGCUCUCCAAGAAGCACGCAGCCUACGCUUGGCCUUUCUAUAAGCCUGUAGAUGCGGAGGCGCUAGAACUGCAUGACUACCAUGAGAUCAUCAAGCACCCCAUGGACCUCAGCACUGUCAAAAAAAAAAUUGACAGUCAAGAUUACCAAGAUGCCCAAAGCUUUGCGACGGACGUCCGGUUAAUGUUCUCAAAUUGCUACAAGUACAACCCCCCCGACCACGAGGUUGUAGCCAUGGCCAGGAAGCUACAGGACGUGUUUGAGAUGCGAUUUGCCAAGAUGCCGGACGAGCCCAUUGACGCCACCCAGCCCUCCACCAUGCCGGUGGUAAGCAAGAGUACAGAGAGCAGUGAGAGCAGCGGCAACACCUCCAGCUCGGAGAGCUCGGACUCAGAGGAGGAGCGGGCCACGCGGCUCGCCGAACUACAGGAACAGGUGGGUUCGGAACAGCAAAUCACUGUGGAGCACCCCAAUGGUAACAGGGCGGGGGAAAAAAACGGGUGUGCCAAACGUUUUCAGCUGAAGGCCGUUCACGAACAGCUGGCUGUUCUGUCACAGGCCCCAGUAAGUAAACCAAAGAAAAGGGAGAAAAGGGAAAAAGAUAAGAAGAAAGAGAAGGACAAGGGGAAGGCUGAUGACAAGAAGAAACCCAAGUCGGCACCCCAAGCCAAGCCAGCUAAUCAGAAGAAGGCUCCAGUCCGGAAACCAAACAGCAUGGUGGUGACUACCAGGCAACCGAAGAAAGGGUCCAAGGGGGUGGUGGCGAACAAUGAGUCAGAAGAGGAGCCGUCCCUUCCCAUGUCGUACGACGAGAAGCGCCAGCUCAGCCUUGACAUCAACCGUCUUCCGGGUGAGAAGUUGGGCAGGGUGGUCCACAUCAUCCAGUCCCGGGAGCCAUCGUUGCGUGACUCCAAUCCAGACGAGAUAGAGAUAGACUUUGAGACACUCAAACCCUCAACCCUUCGUGAGCUCGAACGAUACGUCAAGUCCUGUUUGCAGAAAAAGCAGCGGAAACUUUUACAGAAGGCAGGCUCGGCGCCAGCAGGGGGCGCCUCUCGGCUGAGCGGCAGCAGCAGCUCCUCUGACUCUGGCAGCAGCAGCUCCAGUGGCUCCAGCUCAGAAAGCAGUGACUCCGAUUGAUCAGAGAAAGACCCCCAUACCCUGAGUCCCCCUCUCACCUUAGGUAAUUUACCCUCCUUUUUAGCUAGUAGAGUACUCUCUUUUUUUCUUCCCCUGGAUUACUUUUAUAAGAUAAUGAAGACUUUCGAUGACUGAAGAUAUUGAUCAUGUUUUGUAUUUAGAAAUGCCUUUAGAGACAAAGUAGGAAACAUGUAAGAAGAUAUAGCUGACUGAACAUAGUCAGGGUUUGUUUUUGCUGGCCCUCAAAGGGAAAUGCCUGGUAUCACCAGAACCACAUGUUAGUUAUUUUAAUUGAAGAGAAAAAAGAUUUCUGCUUUACAUGGGUGCUCGUAGCUGAAUCAACUUUGAAAGACUGUUAUACCAGUAGGAAAUCUUUAAAAACAGUAAGAUUGAUUUUGGUUUGGACAACAUUGUCUCAAGGGACAAAUACAGUCUUUCUCUUCCUGGGAUGGCUGUUGCCUGUAGUUUGACCUUUGCCACCUCACAACAUUCCAUUACAUUUUCUUUUACUUUAUGUAUACAGCUAUAUUGAAGAAAUUAAGAUAAUUGUUAUUUUUAUGAUCAUAAAUCUCAUUUCCAUUGACAGUGUAAAACAAAUGGUUACUAGUCAUCUAUCGCAAAGAAUUUAUUUUUGUUAUCAAUCUUCCAUGCUCCAAUCAGUAUUUAAAUCUGUUAUGUCUCAAGGGUCUGUUGAAAUAUAGUUGUGGGUUAACACUAGACUGCAGUUGAAUAGAACAUUGACUUAAUCAUGGCCCUAUCUGUAUUUCCUGAGGAUAUUUUAUAUACACAUUUGUGGCAAAGUAAAGUUGCUAUUCGAACACCUUUUGCUGAUUGUCUAAUUAUCAUUUUUUGUGUCUUAUUUUCUUAGCAGUGUUUUGCUUUGAUAUUUAGCAUCAAGAAUGUGGAGCAUAUACAAGUUAACUUGUUUGGUUUGAUACUUCCCAAAGUAAUGUAUUACUAGAUGUACUCAUACCUUUAACAUCUACUUCUUAUAAAGAGUUCACCUGAUGAUUUUGUCAGGUGAUUUCUUUUAUCAAGCAGUUAAGACUGAGUUUGGAGUUCUAUGUUUUUCUCAAUUUUAUUCGAUAGUUCUUGACACUUCUACUGUCACUGUCCUUUACAUGUAUCUCUAUGCAGCCAGUGUUUAAUGUUAAAUGCUCCCCUCCUAAGAUGUUUUAACACACAUCACAUACUCUUGUGAUUUGUUUCCUGGCCUGUUUGUAUAUUUGGCAUGUGCCAUAUCUGACAACUUUCAUCAUUGAAUGAAAUAACUAUUUCCUU